Mycetomoellerius zeteki is the source of this 618-nucleotide messenger RNA. RefSeq names its product NADH-ubiquinone oxidoreductase chain 5-like. Gene Ontology annotation, cellular component: respiratory chain complex I. Gene Ontology annotation, biological process: electron transport coupled proton transport; ATP synthesis coupled electron transport. The record is from RefSeq and is a predicted model, not a curated record. Lineage: Eukaryota; Metazoa; Arthropoda; Insecta; Hymenoptera; Formicidae. The transcript has 3 exons. Gene Ontology annotation, molecular function: NADH dehydrogenase (ubiquinone) activity; NADH dehydrogenase activity.
AUGUCAUAUAAAGUCGGUAACACCAUCACUAAAAGAGCCCAAAUUCCCUUCUCAGUAUGACUACCAAUAGCUAUAGCUGCCCCCACCCCAGUAUCCGCUCUAGUACACUCCUCUACUCUAGUAACCGCUGGGGUGUACAUAAUGAUUCGAUUCCAAAAGUUCCUUAUAUCAUCUAAUAUCAACACAUCCUUAUGUCUCAUCUCAGUAAUUACAAUAUUUAUAGCAGGAUUAAUGGCAAAUUUUGAAAAUGAUUUUAAAAAAAUCAUUGCCCUAUCAACCCUAAGACAGCUAGGACUAAUAAUAAUAAUCUUAAGUUUAGGCCAAUGUAUAUUAGCAUUUUACCAUCUCUUAACUCAUGCCAUUUUCAAAUCCAUAUUAUUCAUAUCAGCAGGAUCCAUCAUUCAUUCUUUAAAAAACAAUCAAGAUAUCCGAUCGUUAGGAAACAUAAACAAAACCAUACCGUUCACAAUAAUAAGACUACUAAUCUCCAACUUAGCCCUAAGAGGGGCCCCAUUUUUCUCAGGGUUCUAUAGAAAAGAUCUAAUCAUAGAAAACGUCUUACCUUACUACCUAAAUUUUAUUAAUUCCAUAUGGUUCCUAGCCAACACUUACACUUGA